This is a messenger RNA of Amaranthus tricolor (Joseph's coat), 1046 nucleotides long. RefSeq lists its product as uncharacterized. The record is from RefSeq and is a predicted model, not a curated record. The transcript has 3 exons. The coding region runs from base 262 to 912 and encodes 216 amino acids. NCBI's taxonomy places the organism in Eukaryota, Viridiplantae, Streptophyta, Magnoliopsida, Caryophyllales, Amaranthaceae.
GCAACUUGUAUUUUUUAAAGAAAAACAAACAAACUCCUUGUAUCCCAAAAUACUUAUACUCCUCUCAUGUUCAAAGCAUAAUUCUUGGAACUAAGAAGUGGAUUUCCAAGCUUUUAAAGUGAACUGGGUAUUUCCAAUUUAGUUGAUUAAUGAAACAAUUUCUGAAAUUUACAUCUUUUUUCUCAAAAAAAGGAUGUUAUUUGGAUAAGCCAUAUGAAAAUACCCUAAUCCAAAGCUGAAGUUUUAGGUUUUGUUUAAGGUAUGGAGUAUUAUGUUAAAUUCCAAAAAUUAUGUCAAAUUGAAGCAAGAAGGCAUAUCUUAAUAGUGGGUAUUGUAGCUAUUACCUAUUUGAUGCUUCAAUACUUUAUGCUGCCAUAUGGAAAUGCACUGAAAUCCUUACUUCCUGAUAAUCAAGUUAUCUUAAGUGUCAAAAACGGCGUUUCCUCGAGUCAAUUGUUGGUAAAAUCAGAAAAGAAGAGUGAAAUCAAUGCUUCAAGUCUUGUAGGAGUGGUAAUACAAGGUGGGGUUAGUAUAGAUGAUAAGUUUAUUACGAAUGGCAAUGCAUCAAGGGAUGUAGGUAGAGUUAUGGAGAAUAGUGUUACAUCUGGAGGUGAAUCGGGACCUAAAAUUUUGGAUGAUCAGGAAAAUAGGUAUAAAAAGAAGUUGAAGAAGAGUUUUCGUUUUGAUAGAAUUGAGAAUGUGGAGAGUUGGACCCAAGAAAAUGUAGUACAAUCUGAAAAUAUGACGGAACUCCCAGAAAGUAAUCUUACUGUUUUAAGGAAUGAUUCGGGCGUGAGGCGUUCGCGAAAAAGAAAGAAAGUGAAACCGGGAAUGCCACCAAUCUCGGUGAUACCCAUAGAUAGGAUGAAUCGGAUACUAGCUCGACACCUUUCUUUUUCAAGUAAAAUGUAGAUUCCUCAAUGGUCGUCGCUUCAGGACCCUGACAAGGAAAUUUUUGAUGCAAAGUUGAAGAUUAAGAAUCCUGGUUUAGUGAAUGUUGACAAGGAACUCUUUGCUCCUGUUUUCAGAAAUGUUUCUGUGUUUAU